UUCACGUCGGCUCCCGAACUUCACAUCUCUGCACAAAACCCUCGCUUUUUGUCACUCCCACUGGUUUCGCCCAAAACCAUCGCCUUCCUGAGCGAAAACCUUUGCGAUACAGUCCAUUAGAGCUAGUUGGGAAGGAAACGACUGGAUCGCGGCUUAUAGAAAGCACCGAAACUCCCAUCUUUCUCAUCCUUCCUCUCCGCCCCUACCAGAAACCAUUGAGAAAGGAUUCAGCUUAAAUCCUGCAUAAAUCCUGCUUAAAACCGGCUACCAAAGAGCCCCUAAGAGUUGGCGAUUUCAGAUGGAGGAUCUGAAGUUUGCGUUAAAGGGGCACGCAGAUCUCCUCGCGGAUCUUCUUGAGAGGGUCUCCGCUGAGCUACAUAGCGGGUUCCAACCCGCCAUCGACAACUUUGUUGGGUUCUUCCACGCCAUCGAUUGGAAGGAACCGUGGUUGCUAUGCUUAUUAUUGUUCCACUUUACUUUACUGGUGAUGGUUUUUAUAUCAAGGAAGAGAAUCAAUUUCCAACUUGGCCUAUCUAUUUUUGCAUUCUCUGGUGUAUAUCUAGCUGAGAGGAUUAACAGUUUUCUGGCUAAAAACUGGAAGAGCUUCGCUGGCCAGAAUUACUUUGAUUCCAAUGGUCUGUUCAUUUCUGUCGUCUGGUCUGCUCCUCUUCUACUCAUAUCAAUAGUACUUGUGGUUAACACACUGAUAUCUUUGUGCAAACUUAUUGUGAAGUGGAAGAAAGCUGAACUGAGACACCGUGCUAGGCUUCAACGUGGGAAGCAGGAUUAAUAUCCUUACGACAAUUAUGCUUCAAGUAUCCGCACUUUUUGUUUUUUUCAUUGGUGGAAUGUUGAAAUCUACAUUUUUUUCUAUUUGGCUGCCCUUUGGAUUUUGGGGAUGAUAAGAUAAAUCAUAUUCAUUUUAUGCAGCUGUUAGUAUUUUUUUUUCAUUAUUAUUGGAGUUACAAAAUAAUGAGCAGAAUGGAGGCUUUUUUUCUGUAUUUAGUUUUAUUUUUCUUUCAAGAAGUCCCAUAGAGAUCUAAUCACCACAGUUUCACCUCAAAGCAUAAGGAAACUAACCUUCCUAUUGCUGUGUAAAGCCCUAUAAUUUCAUCUAAUAGGCAUAUUAGUCAGAACAACAAAACUUUAACUCCUCAAGCCUUGAUAGAUUUUUGUAUGAACUUAAAGAUUCAAUUUUUAUGAAUUUCGUUUAAUACAAACGGUAUUAAGCAUUCACUGUCCUGAUGCCCCUUUUGGUUAAUUUCUUGUUGUCUUCAUUUUUAUAUAUUCUUUAUUUUGAUCAAAUUUUCAAUCUCAUUUAUUUUUUAAGGACUUGUCUUGUGACAUUGUAGUUUUGGCUUUACAGAUGUCCUCUUUCCAUGGAGAAAAUAUUACAUUCGAAAACUGUAUGUCCGGACAACCAACUGCUAGGUGUCACGUCGCCACACAUGUCGGCGCCAGACGACGUAGCGCCCGGCAGUUAGCCGUCUGCAUGUCCGGACUGUAAUAUUUUUUCCUGUUUCUGGCAUUCACAUGAAUCCUGUUGUGCCAAUUACCAUAACAAUGUAUAUUUAUUUUUUUUCUUCA
Phalaenopsis equestris is the source of this 1587-nucleotide messenger RNA. RefSeq names its product transmembrane protein 18. Lineage: Eukaryota; Viridiplantae; Streptophyta; Magnoliopsida; Asparagales; Orchidaceae. Gene Ontology annotation, cellular component: nuclear membrane. The coding region runs from base 299 to 790 and encodes 163 amino acids. The record is from RefSeq and is a predicted model, not a curated record. The transcript is spliced from 5 exons.